AUGGGCUCCGACUCCAAGGAGCUGCUCGGGAUCGAGCCCCUCGAGCUCCGCUUCCCCUUCGAGUUCAUGAAGCAGAUCUCGUGCUCCAUGGAGCUCACCAACAAGACGGACGACUACCUCGCCUUCAAGGUCAAGACGACGAGUCCCAAGAAGUACUGCGUCCGGCCCAACAGCGGCAUUGUGCCGCCGCGGUCCACCAGCAGCGUCGUCGUGACAAUGCAGGCGCUGAAGCAGGCGCCGCCCGACAUGCAGUGCAAGGACAAGUUUCUCGUGCAGAGCGCUGUGGUGACGGAGGGAACUGCAGUCAAGGAUAUCACUGGAGAGAUGUUUAAAAAGGAAUCAGGUAAUGUGGUGGAUGAGGUGAGGCUCAAGGUUGUCUACGUGCAACCACCCCGACCACCAUCGCCUGUGCGGGAGGGAUCUGAAGAGGGUUCGUCGCCUCGGCCUUCAUGGUCAGAUGGGGCAAACAUAAAUUAUCAAGAUAUGCAGGCAACAAGGGAAUCUGAUGAGCCUCCAUUGUCCUCAGCGCACAAGGAACCAUCUGAGAUAACCACUGAGACGUCCCCGUUGAUUUCAAGAUUAACUGAAGAGAGAAACUCUGCUAUUCAGCAGAACAACAAGCUUCGUGAGGAACUGGACCUUGUGAGAAGGGAGAUCAGCAAGCAGAAUGGCAAUGGUGGUUUCCCGUUGGUGUUUGUGGUUGCCGUUGCUCUGCUGGGAAUUCUGCUGGGCUUAUCUCAUGAAAAGAUAGAGGAUCCCUGUGCCUGCGUCUUGUUAGGCUCCUGUCCUCAUCAAAAUGGAGCAGUGUUGUCAUCUCCAUUCUGA
This is a messenger RNA of Triticum turgidum subsp. durum (durum wheat), 825 nucleotides long. NCBI's taxonomy places the organism in Eukaryota, Viridiplantae, Streptophyta, Magnoliopsida, Poales, Poaceae. The record is from the annotation of a GenBank genome assembly.